Verruconis gallopava is the source of this 1052-nucleotide messenger RNA. RefSeq lists its product as uncharacterized. NCBI's taxonomy places the organism in Eukaryota, Fungi, Ascomycota, Dothideomycetes, Venturiales, Sympoventuriaceae. The record is from RefSeq and is a predicted model, not a curated record. The coding region runs from base 1 to 867 and encodes 288 amino acids. The transcript has a single exon.
AUGGCUCUUUCAAUUUCACGCCCAAAGGUCUCUUUCUUUACCCAAGGUCGAAGGCUACCUCAUAGACAUUCCUACAUCAUCGUCGACCAAUGUUAUGUUCAAUACAAGGCAUCUCCUUCCCCCAAGCCCAAAGCGCCACCUAUAUUAUUCAUACACGGGGGCGGCCUCUCAGGAGCUCAAUGGGAGUCCACACCGGAUCUUAGGCCCGGCUGGUCAUGCCUAGGAAACGAUCAAGGCUACGACACCUACCUGCUUGACACAGUCGACAAUGGUCGGUCUGCCAGGGCGCCGGAUCAUAUACGCCCAGACGCGCAUAUCGAGCACCGCACGGCAAAGGAGCUAUGGACAAACUUCCGUUUUGGAGAGGCCGACAAGUUCGAUUCGAGAAAGCCAUUUAACGACGGCCAAUUUCCGGUCGAGCAUUUAGACGCGCUGGUUGCGAGCCAGACGUCGCGGAGGCGAACCAACGACCAAGCGGAAGCGAGGGGGAUCGUGGACGUUUUAGCUAAAAUUGGAGAAUGCUGGCUUAUCGCCCACAGUCACGGCGCCGCACUCGUCAUGGAUGCCCUCGGCAAUCCUGCGCUCAGGACAACGGUUCUAGGCAACGUGAAGCGCAUGGUGCUGGUAGAGCCCGGAGGGACGAGCUCGGCCAAAAAUUUAACCCAGGAAAUACCGACGCUCGUGGUGUGGGGCGACUAUAUUGACGACCACGACAGGUGGCCGAAGAUCAUGAAGCCAUUCAAGACGUCCAGUGCAAAAAUGCUCAGAUUACCCGAUCUGGGGAUCAGGGGAAACAGUCAUUUCCCGAUGAGCGAUAAGAACAGCGAUCACGUGUUCAAGAUUGUGUUGGAUUGGCUCGAAAAGUGAAACCGUUGUAUUGAAUUUGCGAUACUAUGGAGGUAAUGACUGUCUUGCGACAUUCCAAUUCCAGGCCGUGUUAGAAUGGCUUGGAUAUAGCACACCCUUCUGCUGUUGAAAGCGGAGGGCCAAAUCGAUCACCUUAACCGUAGCUCGAAAGCAAGUAUGGAGAUCAAGGAAAGAAUGAAUUAAAU